Messenger RNA from Passer domesticus (house sparrow), 7383 nucleotides. RefSeq names its product regulating synaptic membrane exocytosis 1 (gene RIMS1). Gene Ontology annotation, biological process: regulation of synaptic vesicle exocytosis; regulation of synaptic plasticity; positive regulation of synaptic transmission. Gene Ontology annotation, cellular component: cytoskeleton of presynaptic active zone; presynaptic membrane. NCBI's taxonomy places the organism in Eukaryota, Metazoa, Chordata, Aves, Passeriformes, Passeridae. The record is from RefSeq and is a predicted model, not a curated record. Gene Ontology annotation, molecular function: small GTPase binding; transmembrane transporter binding. The coding region runs from base 330 to 5387 and encodes 1685 amino acids. The transcript is spliced from 35 exons.
CGCACGCAGCCCGCCGGCGGCGAUCCGGAGCCCUCCGCGCCACCGCACCCCCGCCCCGCACGCCCACCGCCGGGAGGAUGGGCUGCGGGCGGCGGCGCGGCAGCCCCUGAGCUCCCCGAAGCCGCGGAAACAAAGGGAGCGAGCAGCGGCAGCACCGGGCCGGGGUGGAUGCAAGCAACCAUGAAAGGCUGGGUCUCCGCCUCCUCCGCUGCUGCCAGAGAGCUGCCGGCUGCCGCUGCUCGGAGGACUACCCUGUGAAGGGGGCGGAGGAGAAGCUGGCUGGGUUCGCCGUGCAAAGGUAGAAGGUGUAAGGGAGAGGCGGCAAGAAAAUGUCUUCUUCGGUGGGGCCCCGCGGCCCUCGCCCGCCCACGGUGCCCCCCCCGAUGCAGGAGCUGCCCGACCUGAGCCACCUGACAGAGGAGGAGAGGAACAUCAUCAUGGCAGUGAUGGACCGGCAGAAAGAGGAGGAAGAAAAAGAAGAGGCCAUGCUCAACUUGGAUACCUGUGGAAUUAGUGACUCUUCUAGACAUGAUUUCAAAACCGCUUCAGGGGAGAAAACUGCUUUCAGUUGGAGGUUGCAUCAACAAUUUGAAAGCUAUAAAGAGCAAGUAAGAAAGAUAGGGGAAGAAGCCCGCCGUUACCAGGGAGAGCACAAGGAUGAUGCCCCAACAUGUGGAAUCUGUCAUAAAACAAAGUUUGCAGAUGGUUGUGGCCAUUUAUGCUCUUAUUGCCGGACCAAGUUCUGUGCUCGGUGUGGAGGUCGUGUCUCUCUGCGAUCAAACAAUGAGGACAAAGUGGUUAUGUGGGUAUGCAAUUUAUGUCGAAAGCAACAAGAAAUCCUAACGAAAUCUGGAGCGUGGUUUUUCGGAAGCGGACCGCAGCCGUCGCCCAGCCAGGACGGGACGCUGAGCGAUACGGCGACGGGCGCAAGCUCGGAUGCACCCAGAGAAAAGAAAGCAAGACUUCAAGAGCGAUCGAGGUCACAGACUCCCCUAAGUACAGCAGCUGCCUCAUCACAGGAAAUCUCUUCUUCCAGUGUGCAGCCUGACCGUAGGAAAGGAGCAGAAGUGUCACAGCCAGCUAUGGGCCCGGACCAAAAGCAAGCUUCAAGGUCUAGAAGUGAACCUCCAAAAGAGAGGAAGAAGGCAGUAUUGGUUUCUGACCAGAAUGGCAAAGGCGUAAAGAGUGAGCGUAAGCGUGUGCCAAAAUCCUCACUUCAAAAAGAAGGACCAACAGAUGACAGGGAGCGUAAAGAGCGGCAUGAAGGUAGAAGGCUGGAGAAAGGCAAGUCACAGGAUUACCCAGACUUGCCAGAGAAACUUGAGGAAGGCAAAGUGCCUGAUGAUGACAAACAAAGGAAGGAAGAUGAAUAUCAUACCCGUUACAAGAGUGACCCCAAUCUGGCAAGAUACCCUGUAAAACCACACCCUGAGGAGCAGCAGAUGCGCAUGCACGCCAAAGUUUCUAAAGCACGACACGAGAGAAGACACAGUGAUGUAGCUUUGCCACACACAGAAAUGGAGGAAGCGGAGGUACCUGAGAAUAAAUUAGGAAAACGCUCACAAUUACAGGGAACUCAGGACAGAAAAUCUCUUGUGGAAACUCAGAGGUCGUACUCUAUAGACAGAACAGGUGAUGUAAGAAUUUCUGUUUCUAAACAAUUAACUAAUCAUAGCCCACCAACUCCCAGGCAUAGUCCAGUUCCUAUAGAACACGUAGAGUACAAGAACCACGAUUCCUUUAUAAAACAGAGCCGCCUUGAUCCUAGCUCUGCUAUUCUCAUGCGAAAAGCAAAGCGGGAGAAAAUGGAGACCAUGCUAAGGAAUGAUUCCCUUAGCUCUGACCAGUCGGAAUCAGUGCGGCCAUCCCCUCCAAAGCCUCAUAGAGCAAAAAGAGGCGGAAAGAAAAGGCAGAUGUCAGUUAGUAGCUCAGAGGAAGAAGGGGCAUCAACACCAGAAUAUACUAGCUGUGAAGAUGUGGAGAUAGAAAGUGAAAGUGUCAGUGAAAAAGGUGACUUGGAUUAUUACUGGCUGGAUCCUGCCACGUGGCACAGCAGGGAGACGUCCCCUAUUAGCUCGCAUCCCGUGACGUGGCAGCCUUCCAAAGAGGGAGAUCGCUUAAUUGGGCGUGUUAUUCUCAACAAGAGAACAACCAUGCCUAAAGAAUCAGGUGCAUUACUGGGGCUAAAAGUUGUUGGAGGAAAAAUGACAGAAUUAGGACGACUCGGUGCCUUCAUUACCAAAGUGAAGAAAGGUAGCUUGGCUGAUGUGGUGGGGCAUCUCAGAGCAGGGGAUGAAGUUCUAGAAUGGAAUGGUAAACCCUUGCCUGGAGCUACAAAUGAAGAAGUUUACAACAUUAUUUUAGAAUCAAAAUCAGAACCUCAAGUUGAAAUCAUUGUUUCAAGGCCUAUUGGUGAUAUUCCACGGAUUCCCGAGACUUCCCACCCCCCAUUAGAGUCUAGUUCAAGUUCAUUUGAAUCUCAGAAGAUGGAAAGGCCUUCUAUUUCUGUUAUAUCUCCGACUAGCCCUGGAGCCCUACGGGAUGCACCUCAGGUCCUACCAGGGCAGCUUUCUGUUAAACUCUGGUAUGACAAAGUGGGACAUCAGUUAAUAGUAAAUGUUCUACAGGCAACAGAUUUGCCACCAAGAGUAGAUGGACGCCCCAGAAAUCCCUAUGUAAAAAUGUAUUUUCUUCCAGACAGAAGUGAUAAGAGUAAAAGAAGGACCAAAACAGUAAAGAAAAGUCUAGAGCCAAAGUGGAAUCAAACUUUUCUCUACUCACAUGUACAUCGUAGAGAUUUUAGAGAACGAAUGCUUGAAAUCACAGUAUGGGAUCAGCCAAGAGUACAAGAAGAAGAGAGUGAAUUUCUUGGAGAGAUUCUUAUAGAGCUGGAGACAGCACUUUUAGAUGAUGAACCACAUUGGUAUAAGCUACAGACACAUGAUGAAUCUUCACUACCUCUGCCUCAGCCAUCACCAUUCAUGCCAAGAAGACAUGUUCAUGGUGGAGAGAGCACUAGCAAAAAAUUACAAAGAUCUCGGCCAAUCAGUGAUAGUGACAUCUCAGAUUUUGAUGUUGAUGAUGGUAUUGGAGUUGUUCCUCCAGUAGGUUAUAGGUCUAGUACUAGAGAAAGUAAAUCCACAACGCUAACUGUGCCAGAGCAGCAAAGAACAACAACGCAUCAUCGUUCACGUUCUGUGUCUCCUCACCGUGGUGACGAUCAGGGCAGGCCCCGUUCACGUUUACCAAAUGUGCCAUUACAGAGGAGUUUAGAUGAAAUUCAUCAGAUGAGAAGAUCACGUUCUCCAACUAGACACCAUGAUGCCUCCAGAACUCCAGUUGAUUACAGAUCCAGAGAGAUGGAUAGUCAGUAUUUGUCUGAUCAAGAAAGUGAGCUUCUUAUGCUGCCCAGAGCAAAGCGAGGAAGAAGUGCAGAGUGCCUACACACCAUCAGCUCAACUCUUCCUGCAUGUGCUAAGACCAAACCCGUGAUUAGACAGGAUAUUUCACUCCUUCAUGAUUGCCUUAACUUACGAAUAUCGAAAUUUGGAGAUGAUCUACUGGUUAGUGAACUGCAGCCCUCCCUUGACAGGGCUAGGAGUGCUAGUACCAACUGCUUGAGACCAGAUACUAGUUUGCAUUCACCAGAACGAGAAAGGGGUAGAUGGUCCCCCUCCCUAGAGAGGAGACGACCUACUAGUCCCAGGAUUCAUAUCCAGCAUGCAUCUCCGGAGGAUGACAGAACAAGGACGCUGGAGUCUUGCAUUCCAAAACAGGACAGUGUAGACCACCUAAGUGCUAAACCUGGAGCAGCACAGAGGCAGUCCAGAAAAGUGGAAAGAUAUAGCAGCCAAAAACAAGCUAGGAAAGGCCCUGCAGCUGAAGCAGAAAGAGCACAUCAGCAAGGAAGUCCCACGCAGUCUCCUCCUGCAGACACCUCCUUCAGCAGUCGUAGGGGAAGACAGCUACCACAAGUUCCAGUAAGAAGUGGCAGUAUAGAGCAAGAGCAAGAGAAUUUUAACUCUUCCACAAAAGGACAGUACAAAUCAAUCUUACCUGUUUGUUGGUUAUGCCUCUGUCAAGAUUUGGGCUGCAUUGGAUAUUUUUUUUGUUUAAAACAAUGGACUUUAUGCAGACAAACUAGACUGUCUCUAACAGCAAGCUUAGUAGUGGAGGAGCGAACGAGACAGAUGAAAAUGAAAGUGCACCGUUAUAAUCAGACAUCAGGGUCUGGUUCUAGCCAAGAACAUGAGCGUGAGCAAUAUACCAAGUAUAAUAUACAAACAGAUCAGUACAGAAGUUGUGAUAACGUCUCUGCCAAAUCAUCAGACAGUGAUGUCAGUGACGUGUCAGCCAUUUCCCGAACCAGCAGUGCCUCUCGCCUCAGCAGCACAAGUUUUAUGUCAGAGCAAUCCGAGCGCCCUCGGGGCAGGAUCAGUACAUUUACUCCUAAAAUGCAAGGCAGACGGAUGGGGACUUCAGGGAGAAUCACAAAGAGCACAAGUGUGAGCGGAGAGAUGUACAAGCUGGAGCACAUUGACGGGAGCCAGUCGGACACGGCUGUCGGCAUGGUUGGAACAGGUGGGAAGAAAAGGCGUUCCAGCUUUAGUGCCAAGGUGGUUGCCAUAGUGUCUCGAAGGAGCAGAAGCACAUCUCAACUUAGUCAAACAGAGGCUGGCAGCAAGAAGCUAAAGAGCACGAUACAGAGAAGCACAGAAACAGGAAUGGCAGCAGAGAUGAGAAGUCGUAUGGUUCGACAGCCAAGUCGAGAAUCCACUGACGGCAGCAUAAAUAGUUAUAGCUCCGAGGGCAAUUUAAUAUUUCCUGGAGUACGGCUGGGCGCUGACAGUCAGUUCAGUGAUUUCCUCGAUGGACUGGGACCUGCACAGUUAGUAGGCCGACAAACACUAGCAACCCCUGCCAUGGGUGACAUCCAGAUUGGAAUGGUGGAUAAAAAAGGCCAGUUAGAAGUAGAAGUCAUUAGAGCCCGUGGCCUCACACAAAAACCUGGCUCCAAAUCUACCCCAGCUCCAUAUGUUAAAGUGUAUUUACUGGAAAAUGGAGCAUGUAUAGCUAAGAAGAAGACAAGAAUUGCAAGGAAGACGCUUGAUCCUCUGUACCAACAGACACUGGUUUUCGAGGAAAGUCCACAGGGUAAAGUCCUUCAGGUAAUAGUCUGGGGAGACUAUGGCCGAAUGGACCACAAAUGCUUCAUGGGAGUUGCCCAGAUCCUUCUGGAGGAACUGGAUCUGUCCAGCGUGGUAAUAGGCUGGUAUAAAUUAUUUCCACCUUCAUCACUUGUGGAUCCAACAUUGACUCCCCUGACACGUAGGGCUUCCCAGUCAUCUCUGGAAAGUUCAACUGGGCCUCCCUGCAUUAGAUCAUAGUAGCAGGUGCUGUCUAUUCAAAACCAUCACCCAGGAUAACAAUUGGAACCAGAUAUUCACAUGAUCAACAAAACACUGUUGGAGAGAGACAAUCACUUCCGUUUUUGCUUGUAGUAGUUAUCCAAACGUAUGUCUGUCUGUUGAGAGAUGGCUUAAAUUGACAGAACAAAGGUAUAUCACAUACAGCUAAUCUAUUAGCAGAUACCACUGAUGCUUAUAAUGAAAAAAAAAAAAAAAGAAAGAAAGGAAAAAGAAAAAAAGAGAGGGACAUUUAGAUUCGACCUAAGUCAAAAAUGACCCAAACUGGAAGCUCUCACUCUGUUAAAAAUGUUGUUUUUCCACAUUUUGAGAGAGCCCUCAAGCAGUGUUACCUUCCUGGUGUUUCAGCAGUUUUUCUGUACUUGUCACUUCCACUAGUUUUUUGCCACGUGAUUCUGCUAGUUUUGUAGAAGUCCUCACAAUGCGAACAGAGACCCUUCCUUUCUUUUUCUAAACCAAACAAAAAAGGGCUGAAGCAUAUCUCUGUAAGCAUCGUUAAAAUGUUCAACAGCCACAGUUACAAUUCCAGCAAGUUCAAAUUGUUCCUCAGUUCUGGUACUGGGAACCCAGAACAAAUGACCAAUCUAAGUUAUAUUCUUAAAAAUAAAAAUCAUCACAGUGCCACUUUUUCUUUGUAAAAAGCAAAUAUGUUUGCAUUAUAUAUAUAUAUAAAAUAACUUUUCUGUUUAUGAUGUUUUGCAUGGAAGAAUUUUGAAGAAUUCUGCAACUACUGCUGGGGACUGGUAUAAAGCAGCUUUAGUCUUAAUUUUGACAUUGAAUAUGUUACUGGUAAUGCAAUUUUCCUCCUAGAAAUGGAGAGGAAAUACUUACGUUUCUGUGUAUAAAUGUAUAUUUGACUUCCCAAAAUGUUGACCAGGAAUGAAUUGAGCAUAUGACACUUUCAGCUGUACCCAGGCUUCUCUGAUGUGUGUCGCUUCAGACGCACCUGUCUGCCCUGGAUAGAGCAUGGUAUGAGUUGUUCAAUGUUUCACUGGAGAUUCCAGUUGAAAUAUUCUGCACUUACUAAUGUUUUUACCAAAUUUUAGUUUACAUUUCUUUGAGAUUGAUGCAAGCACAAGGCUUGAUUUUUUAACGCAAGAUAUCUUACUUUUUGGAGAAAAAAAAAUCAAAUUUCAAUUUGCUUUCUAUUCAUUUGAGUUCUUGGCCUUGAAAUCCCUUGUGAUAUUCUGUAAAUGUGCGAAGAACUGCAGAUUCCUGCAGGUGCAUUGAUAUGUUUCCCCUCCUUUUACAGGCCAUUCAAUUUUGUGAUCACACAAAUAGAGCAGCAUGACUUGGAACUGUUCAAAGCUGCAUGCACGUUUUGUAAAAAGAGAUGAAAAAAGGUUAUUUAAUAAUGUAUGUUAGUUCCACAUAGGCCAGCUUGUAUGUUGCAUGUACUUGUACAGUUUGCUCGUAAUUACUAUACUGAAGUAACCAAGAAAUCUAAGCCAUCCAUUUUUCUUAUAGACAUUUUGCAGGUUUUAGCCAGGCUAGGUCUGUGGGUCUGGUGCUAAAUGUCUAUAGAUGGACUUUAUUUUUUACCCUAUGGAAAACGUGAUGUAGUACGGACCAAAUUCCUUCUAAUAACUAUUUUGGUGUAGAUUCCUACUGUGGGGCUGUAACACAUGUAGAAACUGUGUACACACUAGGUUUUAAUUCAUAGACAUACUGCCUGCACCAAGUGAACUAUUUAUUAUUACUCAACACAUGGGAAUUAUUCUGCCCAUCUUUCCAUAGGGCACAGAUUGGUUACUGCUCGACCUGCUGAGCAGGAAGAACUCAAGCAUUGGUGCACUACUACUAGAUCCUGUUCUGUCUUAGUGGACAAAAACCAACUAGCUAUAAUUCGAUAGUAUCUUUCUAUUUUGACCACUUGUCUUAACACUCCCCUGUGCUUUUAAAUGAACUUCCAACUCAUGUUAUGUAAACAUGUUUAAUAAAAUUUCCUUUUCAUGUC